CAAUUCCAACCCUGAUAUUCCAUUGUUAUCAUUGAUAUUUUCUUUAACUCAACCUGAAUAGCCACGAACCUGCCAUGGCUCAUUUGAAUAUGCCUUACGAAGUCGACUCCUUCCAUUUUGCCCAGUUAUUGGGGCCUGGCUUUCCCAUUCCGGCGUAUGAAUCACCCGGCGACGUCCGCAAGGAAGCUCGGGAAAGAUCGCGAAUCAUCCACAAGACAUUUAACUCUUUGCACGCCAUUGUGACGCGUCACGAGGAAACCAUCCAGAAGCGAUGGCUGAAGAAAUCCGGACAGCAGAAACGCAAGAUACUGCUAGAAUGCUGGCCUGGCAUGUCUGCCGUUCACCGUCCGGACUUUGAGGCCUUCCGCAAGGAGACCAAGGAGCAACGCGUCCGAGGAACGAAAUACCGCGAGGCCUUCGUGUGGCCAUACAUCAACCAGGAGGAUCUCUCAAAGCCCAAGAGUCUUUUACUGCUUCUGAAUGCACGCGCUCGUCACCAUCCGUCCCACUUCGCGGCCACCGACAGUACCGCAAACCACUUUGGCAAGGUCACUCAUGCCAUCCAGCCCGUUUACCUGAAUGAAUAUGUGAUGAUUCUCAAUGGCGCUACGGAUCCUGCGAAAUACGGCGAGCUGAUAGCCUGGGAUGAUCACCCGGACGCUUUUGAGUGGAUGCACACUCAGAAGCAGUUCCUUCCUGGGGAUGGCCUUCUGGUACUUGAGACUCAGGAGCGAAUCCUGAGGUUUCUACUUGACUUUGUCAGAGUCAUCCUUCACGACAUACCAGAGGACAGGUUGACAUCCGAAACAUAUCCUGUACAACCCGAACUUCAUCUGAAGACCGAGGUGGAGGCCAACGGCUUUGAGUCCCUUGUCGUCAUGGCCGCAGAAGCACCAUAUCGACUACCAUCCCGCAUCGAUUUCAAACGCAUGGAACUGCUUCUCGAGGCCAGAGUAUCUGCCGCCAAGGAUCACAUAUGGGCGUUGCGAGAAGAGCCCGAUUAUUUCGCCGAUAAAAUCCUCGAGAUUCGGGACAACAGCAUCGAAAUGCUCAAGGAUACUAAAGGCAACAUCCAUCCGGCGCUUCGCCCUGGCGUAGGCCCAGUCGUCAUGGCGCGAGCAAUUCCAAACCUUGUGCUUGAGGCCUACGCCGAGCUCGAGUUCUUCACAGAGCUUCACCGUCAAGCGAAAAAGCUGCGUCUGCUGCACGACAAAUACGCCCCAACCCUCUCACCGGCCAAAGACCUGCCCGAGGACUUUCUUGACGGCCUCCUGACCUUUCGCCAUCUCCUGGGUCAGGCAGCUAAAGAGCCCUUAGGCGUGCUCCGUUACAGCGCCGUCGGCUCUCCCCCGUUGCGCCGCUUCUUCGUUCGCAAACCGCCGGCGAACGCCACCGCCGCUCGAGUGAUGUUUGAGGUCGCGCCAAGGCCUGGAGCCACGCCGACCAAAGUCGAAGAACAAGUGAUAUGGCUUCUUAGGACGCUCUGGGAGGACAGCGAAACUCUGUUUUUCGCCCAAAUGCCAUUGGUCUUGGAUGAGCUGGAGCGACUUAUACAGGCUGAACCACAGGCUGCAGACUUGAUCUCCUCACGCAUUGCCGAAGUCAUUAGUAAUGCUUCCAUUAUCGCUCAAUGUAUGGCUCAGGUUAACCAGUACCAACCCUGGGCUCGAGCAUUCGAGUCGGCCGAGGUGGAGAAGAUAGAGGCCAUCAAGGAAAGAUACGCCGCCUGGGAAAAGCCGCUUGUAUCCAUGAUUGGAGGGAUCAAGGAGAAGAACUUUACGCGCAUUGCGCAUCUCGCAGAGACAUCAGACAGGCGUUUCUUCUACCCAUCCGAGAAGCGCCGAACCAAAGAGAACGUCGAAGCUCUACGUCGCGCGGAGCAGAAUCUGGAUGAGUUUUGGCGUGCUGUUGAUGAGAUAAACCGCAUGCUACAGCGUACCCCUGAGUGGGUGGAUAAUGCCACCAUCACGAAGAAACAAUCGCAACGGAAUGAUGCUAGCACUAGCGUUGAGUCGCUGGUCCGACCGCUGUCGACACUGUAUUUCUCCGGAGAGACGGCACCCAAACAAAAGGUCGCCACGACGGCGAAGGUCAAGACGAAAACAAAGGGAGAAGCGAAAGACACAAUACUGACGCCUGUACCCGACGAAAAUGUUGACAAGAAAGCCGAGCCGACGCCCAUUCGAGUCGAUUCGCGCGCGCUCAAGGUCUUUCGCACGCUUUUCUUCAACCCGGGAGUCACGUCAACACGGGGUGAGGUGUCUUGGCAGGACUCUAUCUACGCCAUGACAUCCACAGGCAUAUUCUCUGCGGAGAAGCUGUACGGAUCCGCGUGGCAAUUCCAGAGAUUGGAUACCGAAAGCCAGACCAGAAUCCAGUUCCACCAGCCACAUCCUCGGGGUAAGAUCCCGUUUACUAUGGCUAGAAGGAUGGGAAGGAGGCUCACAAGGGCGUUUGGAUGGAUUGGAGACAUGUUCGUGCUGAGGGGAAAUGAAUGA
Molecule: messenger RNA, 2498 nt
Organism: Canariomyces notabilis
Lineage: Eukaryota; Fungi; Ascomycota; Sordariomycetes; Sordariales; Chaetomiaceae
Exons: 3
Coding region: 75-2498 (807 amino acids)
Source: RefSeq, a predicted model, not a curated record